Ambispora leptoticha is the source of this 254-nucleotide messenger RNA. The record is from the annotation of a GenBank genome assembly. Lineage: Eukaryota; Fungi; Glomeromycota; Glomeromycetes; Archaeosporales; Ambisporaceae.
ACUUAAAUAAUUCGGCUGACAAAGUUCCGGAAAUCCGAGUUUUCAAUGAAGAGGGGGAGAUAAUUACUCAUGACCCAACAGCACCAAGUAAUAACCAGCCAGUUUCCUCCACAAUAAAAGAAAAAUUAUUGCGAAACUUGGAUAAAAUAUGUUUAGACCCAACAGGCGAAUUAACUAAUGCUGAAAUAUUAAAACAUAAUGAAGCCGAUUAUUAUUUAAGCAAAGGAGUAUAUGGUUCUUACACAUCCGAAUGA